This is a messenger RNA of Cydia amplana, 2838 nucleotides long. Its product is annotated as WD repeat-containing protein 3. The transcript has 17 exons. The record is from RefSeq and is a predicted model, not a curated record. NCBI's taxonomy places the organism in Eukaryota, Metazoa, Arthropoda, Insecta, Lepidoptera, Tortricidae. The coding region runs from base 52 to 2820 and encodes 922 amino acids. Gene Ontology annotation, molecular function: snoRNA binding; protein binding. Gene Ontology annotation, biological process: maturation of SSU-rRNA. Gene Ontology annotation, cellular component: Pwp2p-containing subcomplex of 90S preribosome; small-subunit processome.
AAACGUUAAAGAGCAUGGUUAGGUUAUUAUUGUAUUAAAUUAAUUUAAAGUAUGGGUCUUACGAAGCAAUAUUUACGUUACGCGCCCAGCGGCACCUUUAACAUAAUCGCCAGUGCAGACUGUAAUUGUACACAUGUGUCUUUAAAUGGAGUAAGCGGACGAUAUGUAGCAGUGGGUGCAUGUGAGCAUGUUAUUAUUUGGGACAUGAGACUUGGAGAAAAGGCACAAGUGCUCUCUGGCGAAAAUGUAGUGGUAUCUCAGAUCGCAGCGAGCCCAACGGGCAACCAUAUGGCGGUAGGCUACGUGGACGGCAACAUCAGCGUGUUCGAGCUCGUGAACAACGAGAUUGUGUGCCAGUUUGCUGGACACAAGUCUGCCGUCACAUGCUUGCAGUAUGAUGAACAGGGACACCGGCUGGUGUCUGGAUCUAAGGAUACUGAAGUCAUUCUUUGGGAUGUAGUAUCAGAAACCGGUAUAGCAAGAUUCAGUGGCCACAAGGGUGCCAUAACUAGUGUUCUAUUCAUCAACGGGAAGAACUGUAUUGUGAGCUCAUCCAAGGACACAUUUGUUAAGUUCUGGGAUAUUGAAACUAAACACUGCUUCAAGACUCUAGGAGGACAUCAAAUGGAGGUAUGGUCUGCUGCUUUGAUGAAAGAGGAGCGAUACCUGGUGACAGGCAGCAUGGACCAGGAAUUAAGGGUGUGGAAGCUGAACUGGACAUCUGAUGUUAAGGAGGAGGACAAGCUUAUCAGGCAGCUGGAGAUUGUCAAGCUGGAGGAAACAGACAACUUAGAAGAUAGCUCAGUAUUACAAUGUCACCAAGUGGGCACCCUAAUGCGCGGCGGUAAAGGGCGUGUCGUAGGCCUCACCACGGAUCUUGGUCAGAGCAUAUUGGCGUGUUAUGGGACAGACUCCCUAUUGGAAAUAUUCUCGUUUUGUACAGACGAAGAGGCCAAGCAAAGGAUGAGUAAAAGGAUAAAGAAGCAGAGGAAAAAGUUGACAAAACAAAAAGAAGCCGGUGAAGUGGAUGCCGACGCACCGGAAGUACCGGAGCUCCUCUCGCUAACUGACGAAGUGCGGCGACUUACUUCCAUCAAGCUGGGUGCGAAGCUAAAGUCCAACACGUUACUGCUCGGCGUUACGGGGGAACUGCGUGUGGGCGUGACGCUAGCUGACAACUCUGUUGAACUGCACAGUCUGAAGCCAGAGGAGGAUGAAGUGAAAUGUCUGAAACAAAUAAGAAUGCCUGGACAUCAGAAGGAGCCGCGAUGCGUGGCCAUUAGCUCUGAUAACUUAGCCGUUCUGUCCGCAUCAACAGAUUCCAUCAAACUGUGGAACAGGCCAAACCAGACUUGCCUUCGCACCAUCCCCUUAACAUCAGGUCGACCAACCAGCCUCAUGUUCCUGCCGGGCGACCGGCACGCGGCUGUUGGCUGCGCAGAUGGAUCCCUGCUUAUACUGGACGUAGGCGCGGGCGCGGUCAUAGAGACGGUUCCUGCUCACCAGGGCGAGUGCUCCAGCAUCGCCAUGACGCCUGACUCGAGAGGCUGUGUUUCCGGCGGCGCGGACACGACAGUGAAGUUUUGGCAGUUUGAGCUCAUACCGGAUCCCACGGGGGAGUCUAAAGCAAAAGUUCUUUCUUUACUGCACACAAGAACACUGGAACUGGAGGAGGCGGUGACGGCCGUCAAGAUCAGUCCGAACUACAAGUUCAUUGCGGUGGCUCUCAUGGAUUCUACUGUGAAAAUAUUCUUCGUUGAUACUUUUAAGUUCUACUUACAACUGUACGGCCACAAGCUGCCGGUCCACGCCCUGGACAUCAGCUACGACUCCAACAUCAUCGCCACCGGCUCCUCCGACAGAAACGUCAAGAUCUGGGGCAUGGACUUCGGCGACUGCCACAAGUCCAUUUUUGCCCACAAUGACUCUGUGACGUCACUUCAGUUCGUGCCGAGCACGCAUUAUUUCUUCACUGCGUCUAAGGAUGGGAAGGUCAAGCAAUGGGAUGCGGAUACGUAUGACAACAUUAUCACACUUCAAGGUCACGCAGGGUCAUGCCACGCGCUGGCCGUAGGCGCGGGCGGCUUGCACGUGGCCUCGUGCGGCUCGGAGAACGCCCUGCGGCUGUACACGCGCACGGACGAGCCGCUCGUGCUGGGCGACACCGACGAACAGGAGGAGGGGCUCGCCACCGGCGACACACAUGCACCUGUACCCGGUUUGCCAGGUCUCACUAUGCCAACCAAAAAAACCAUAGGAGCUGAAAAGGCUGCGGACUCGAUAUUGGAGUGCCUGUCGAUCGGCGCCGCCUAUAAGAAGGAACGCGCUGAAGCCCGCGGUCUGCCGGUGCAGCCGCCGCUACUCAUGGCGGCCUACAACUGCCACAACGAGGAAGACUUCCUGUUGGAAACUCUCAAGAAGAUACGAGCCAGUGACUUAGAAGAAGCCCUGCUGCUGCUACCGUUCAACACUGCGUGCGACAUCGUGCGAAUGUUGCCUAGCAUGCUCGAGCGCGGCGCCAACACCGAGCUUCUGUGCCGUACAGCUAUAUUCCUGCUUAAGGUUCACCAUGCGCCGCUGAAGGCACACAAGGCGUUGCUCAAGCCGCUUAUACAGAUACAGGCUAAGGCAGUGAUGCGACUGUCAGAGAUGCGGGACAUGGUUGGAUACAACGUGCACGCGCUACAAUGGAUGCGCCGCGAGGCGGAGGCAGCGGACGCCGAGCAGCUGUUCCGCGAGGCAACGGACGCGCGCCGCGGCAAGGACCGCCGCCGCCGCGCGAGGCAAGCGCUCAAACGGCCCAUCGUUACUGUUACUUGAAUAUAUUCCUACUAGUUA